CCAUUCCUUUACCUUUUUGACGGGCAGACGUAAAGCUGGUCUUUUUGUGCAGACCGGAAAAAAUCUGCAUUUUUAAUAAACAUCUUUAAUUGAAACUAAGUGACAAUGGUGGUUAAGAAGCCCAGGCCAAAGAAGAAGCCAGUGACCAAGAAGGUGGCCCCAGCACCUUUGGCCGUUAAGAAGCCAGUGGUGAAGAAAGUUGUCAACCAGCUCUUCGAGAAGCGUCCCAAGAACUUCGGCAUUGGCCAGAAUGUUCAGCCCAAGCGUGAUUUGUCUCGCUUUGUGCGUUGGCCCAAAUACAUCCGUGUCCAGCGUCAAAAGGCCGUGCUCCAGAAGCGUCUGAAGGUCCCACCACCAAUCCAUCAGUUCAGCCAGACUUUGGAUAAGACCACCGCUGUGAAGCUAUUCAAGCUCCUGGAAAAAUACCGCCCAGAGUCAUCGUUGGCCAAGAAGCAGCGCUUGAAGAAGAUUGCCGAGGCCAAGGCCAAGGGCAAGGAAGUGGAACCCAAGAAGAAGCCCAGCUAUCUGUCGGCCGGCACCAACACUGUGACCAAGCUGAUUGAGCAGAAAAAGGCCCAAUUGGUUGUCAUUGCUCACGAUGUCGAUCCUCUAGAGCUUGUGCUCUUCCUGCCCGCCUUGUGCCGUAAAAUGGGCGUGCCCUACUGCAUAGUCAAGGGCAAGGCUCGUUUGGGUCGUCUGGUUCGCCGCAAGACCUGCACCACCUUGGCCCUGACCAGUUUGGACAACAACGAUAAGGGUAACUUCGGCAAGGUCCUCGAAGCCGUCAAGACCAACUUCAAUGAGCGCCACGAAGAAAUCCGUCGUCACUGGGGCGGUGGUAUCCUUGGCUCCAAGAGUUUGGCUCGCAUUGCCAAGCUGGAGCGCGCCAAGGCUCGUGAGCUGGCCCAGAAGCAGGGUUAAGCAGCACCAACAUGGAUCGAUCGCGGAGAGAAACUAUUUUUAAAAGUAGUACACAAAGAAUGUGGAUGCAAGAAACAUCAAACAAAUAAACAUUUAAGUGUAUA
Messenger RNA from Drosophila willistoni, 1025 nucleotides. RefSeq names its product 60S ribosomal protein L7a (gene RpL7A). Gene Ontology annotation, cellular component: ribonucleoprotein complex. Gene Ontology annotation, biological process: ribosome biogenesis. The record is from RefSeq and is a predicted model, not a curated record. NCBI's taxonomy places the organism in Eukaryota, Metazoa, Arthropoda, Insecta, Diptera, Drosophilidae. Bases 106 to 921 code for a protein of 271 amino acids. The transcript is spliced from 4 exons.